Linum trigynum is the source of this 869-nucleotide messenger RNA. The record is from the annotation of a GenBank genome assembly. Lineage: Eukaryota; Viridiplantae; Streptophyta; Magnoliopsida; Malpighiales; Linaceae.
CAUAUACAAUACAAAAGAAACUGGUUUAAUUUAUUUUCUAGCUAGCAAUGAAGCGAGUAAUGCCUCUUCAGCCGGGCGCAGUACUGAUCACCGCAAUGGUAUUGGCAACAUUAAUCCUUCUAAUGAUAAUUAUGUCGCCGCUGCCGACCGCAGUCGCCGCGGAAUCGGACGAUCAUAGAUGUACGUGCAAACGUUACAGUAGAUGCGAUGGCUGUGACACAGAUCGCUGCUGUAGUCCGUCUGGCUACUGCGGAUCUGGCCGGGGUUACUGUCGGCCUUGUGAUUGUAAGACCAAAGGUUGCUGUGUGAUCCUCCUCCUCAUGGCGAAAAGCAGCUCCCAGCAUUUUACGAAAAUACAAUGCAUGCUGCUGUUGUUGAUCGUCGCCAUAACGCCACUACUGUUGAAGAUUGAACUGGAGGAUCAAACUUAAUAAGGAGCUGUUGCAGACGAAGGAGCUGAUGAUGAUGAAGGAAAGCUUUGGCGUUCAAAAAGUUGCUUUGAGUUUGAAUUAGUUUAAGAAUCAAACUAUGUCGUUUGGACAAUUACGGUUUACGUCCCGGAGUCUGUAAAUUGUGUCAUGUGAGCCCAAUUGUGUCUUUGAAGGUUGCAGAGUGGACAAUUAGUUGUUAAGCUUAGUGGGUUGUUAGUUGAUUUCCAGCAAGACUCUAGAUAUCCACGAUGGUCAAGUUUCAACGAAAUGCCAGGAUUUAGAGGGCUCAACUUCAUAUCAUUAGGAGAAACUCUGAAGUUCCGGAGAUAAAAAGAAGGUGAGUAAGUAACAGAUUACUUUGGUGGGUGAUGGUUGUAGCUAAUUCUACGAGGAAUUGUGGGAAAUCAAAGCCUGAUGUUAUAAACUGUAGAGAAUAUU